Stegodyphus dumicola is the source of this 1809-nucleotide messenger RNA. Its product is annotated as putative RNA-binding protein CG14230. The record is from RefSeq and is a predicted model, not a curated record. NCBI's taxonomy places the organism in Eukaryota, Metazoa, Arthropoda, Arachnida, Araneae, Eresidae. Gene Ontology annotation, molecular function: RNA binding.
CAAAUUUGGCGUUGUUUGGUCAUUGGUGCUCCUUCUCGAUUCUAAUCAUGAAAUUUUUCACUCAUUUACUUGCUUUAUGAAAUAUUUGCUAAUAUUCAGUAGCGUAGCUAGGGUGGGGCAAGGGGGGAUAUCUGUCCUCGGGCGCAGCAUCCAAGGGGCGCCAGAUUGAUGAUACACCUUUCAGAAUGAAAUGUUUUCCAUUCUUGGAACACAGAAAGGGGCGCAAAAUCUUUAGAUGUCCCCGGGCGCUUAAAACCUUAGCUACGUCUCUGCUAAUAUUCAAUAAAUAUUUAUUCAAAUUUUAAUUGUUUCUGCGUUGUAGUCGUUUGAUUCAUAUAUUUAUUUGAGUGAUAUGCAGAAUCGCCCAGAUUUUAGAUGCAUAUGUCUUAAAUACACUCUAAUUAAAACAUUUCUUUUUUUAGUUGUUUCAGUAAAUAAAUGCUUAGUAAAAUUUGGGAGAACACGAAAUCAGAAAAACGGAAACCAAAGAAUUGUGUACCAAAGAAUAUAUACGUACAUAAUCUUGUGAACGCAUAUUCUUUGUGUGUAUCCUGAGCCAAAUGAGCGAUAAAUUGCUGAGCAUGGCAACCACUCCACAUGAGUUAUUCCUUUGCCUUUCCACAUGUGUUUGUUUAUUUACCUUUCAUUACAUACAGCAUUUUGAUAUUUUAUGAAUUUCUGUGUUUUCAUUAUUAAUCGAUAUUUACGAACAAAAGACAUAUCAAAAUUAAACUGUUUUCUUAAUACAGAACUGCAGUCCAAUGGAUAAAAAGAAAAUAUCGAAUGAGAAACGUUUGCAGGCAGUAAAAGCAUGGAAAAAAAAUCAAAGGAAUGUUGGCGGCUGUUGUGGAAAACGUACGGUUUUUGAAGAUGUCAGCAAAGAGGAAAAUAAAUUGAAAUUAUUUGAUUCAGAUAAUGAAGAGGAUAACUAUGAUGAUGCUUUUAAUAUUCGCCCUCAGUUUGAGGGGCCUAGAGGUCAACAGUUACUUGAAAUGAGUUCUGAGCUAUCGAGUCGGUUUAAACUAGAUGAACGCUUCAAAGAUGAUGAUCAUGAACAGUUUGAAAAGGAAGAAGAAAAUGAUGAAAUGAAAAAAAAUCUUAAAAUACUGGAAUCUGUGUUGGGUCAUGAAGUUAUUCCCAAACAUAAUACUGAAGGAAAAGCAAAGAAACGUCAGUUGAUGAGAUUUGACCCAGAGGAUGAGAAUGCAUCAAAAUACAUGAAAAGAAAUGAAGUUAGUGAUGAGAAGAAACCAAAGAAAAUAAAUAAAAAGAAUAAAUGUGAUCAAAAUACUGCUGAAGAAAUACCUAUAUCAUCUGAACGGUAUACAGAAGUAAGCUGCAAUUUAAAAGAUGUGCUAAAUUCAGCUUCUGCUCCAUUUUCACUUUCCCAAAAAUUUAAUACCAGUGCAGAACCUUUAGCACAAGAAAGUCACAGAAAUGAUUUUUUUUCUUCUGAAAAUACUGAAGCAGCACAUUUUGAUUCAAGAACACAGUCUGAUGAUGUUACUCCUAAGAAAGAAAAGCCGAUAAUAUUUGAAAGUAAAGUUUUAAAGAAGGAGAGAUUUUUUGUAUCAGAAGGAGAUCCUCGUUUAAAAGAAGGUGUAGAUUUUUUCAUGUGUCAUAAACCAUUAGAUGUGAUUAAAGAAGAAUGGAAACUGAACAGAGAAGAAGUUUUGGAAAUAUUUAGGCAGAGGAAAAGAACAAAUCAGAAAAAGCAUGCAAAUAAAGUUCAAAAUGUACAGAAGAAGUAUGCUUUCAGAAAAGCCAUGUAACAUUUUCUAGAAAUAAAUUGUGUACACAUAUUGUAAA